This is a messenger RNA of Blepharisma stoltei, 1014 nucleotides long. The record is from the annotation of a GenBank genome assembly. NCBI's taxonomy places the organism in Eukaryota, Ciliophora, Heterotrichea, Heterotrichida, Blepharismidae.
AUGAGUGAGGAUAAGCGGAUGAAGGUGUAUCUGAAAGGCUUGAAAAAGAAAAAAAUCAAAGGGAUUGAGCUUAUAAAAAGAGACGAAAAAAUCGAACUUUGAGAGGAAAGGCCAAAUUGUGGAUUAUUCAUUUUGCAUUAUUCGGAAGGCUCUGAGGAUGAUUAUCAUGUGCUUAGAUCUCAUCUUUUACAGUAUGGGCCGCUGUCUUCUUUAAUUAUCCUUUCUGGGAUUAAUUACGGCUAUGCGUGUUAUGAGUCUUUAGAAUCUGCAGCCAUAGCAUACGAAACCAUCAACAAUUCUUACCCAAUUUUACCAUUUUCCCCAAAACCGCAUCCUUUCACAGUCUUAUACACCCCAAUCCAGCACAAUUUGCAGCUUGGGAAGGACUCUAUAUGCUAUGAAAAUGUCCCAGUCCCAGGCUUAAUCAUAGAAAAAGACUUUAUUUCUGCUGAAUAUGAGCAGCUUUUAGUAGAAGAGCUCGACAAAUUGCCUUGGAAUCCUCUUGCUAAUAGAAGAGUCCAGCAUUUUGGGUUCGAUUUUAUAUAUGGAGCUAACUCCAUCAACCCAGAAACCCCGUCUUCUGGCUUCCCAGCCUGAAUAAAUCCUCUUUUAACUGAUUUGCAGCUGAAAUUUGGAAUUUCCUAUGACCAGCUUACAGUAAAUGACUAUCAGCCAGGCGACAGUAUUCCUCCACAUAUAGACAGUCAUUCUCCAUUUGAAGAAAUUUUAGCCUGUAUCAGUAUACUUGGGCCUAUAAGUAUGUGCUUUCGGAAUACAGAUGGGAGGGAAUUUAAUCAGUUUAUACCGCCAAGAUCAAUGCUUGCAAUGACUGAUGAGGCAAGAUAUGUGUGGAAACACUCAAUACAACAGAGAAGGCAUGAUAUUGUGAAUGGGAAUUUGGUACAUAGGAAAAGGAGGAUUUCACUUACUUUUAGGAAGAUUAGAAUAGGGCCUUGUAGAUGCAAGUACCCAGAGUUUUGUGAUAGAGAUAGGUAUGAAGAAGGGAGCAAUUAA